This is a messenger RNA of Aspergillus pseudonomiae, 1975 nucleotides long. Its product is annotated as undecaprenyl diphosphate synthase family protein. Bases 393 to 1610 code for a protein of 405 amino acids. Lineage: Eukaryota; Fungi; Ascomycota; Eurotiomycetes; Eurotiales; Aspergillaceae. The transcript has 2 exons. Gene Ontology annotation, cellular component: membrane; endoplasmic reticulum; dehydrodolichyl diphosphate synthase complex. Gene Ontology annotation, molecular function: ditrans,polycis-polyprenyl diphosphate synthase [(2E,6E)-farnesyl diphosphate specific] activity. The record is from RefSeq and is a predicted model, not a curated record.
CCUUUUCCUGUUUGCUCGAGCACACUCUCGCUGCCUUCAAUUGAUCUUCUGGAUUCAUUGGCUCGGGGGACUUACCACUCGGUUGUCUCUAUCACACACUUGUUCGCCUUUGCCAACCAAAAUUAGAACAACUUUUGCACGUGGUGAAAGAAAACAGUGUAGCCUGAUGAACACAGCCCUAUAACAGAGGAUCUCGCGCCGUCUCUAGUUAACCGGUGGAUUCUAGGAUCCGAGAGACCUGUCGUCGCUCAACCUUACCCUUUAGACCGUUCGCUUUUGGUCCCUGACAACUAUCGACUUCGUCCUUUGCAACGCCUCUCACCACGGUUUUCUUUAUUUGCCCCUUAAGCUCCUGAGGUCUUCGCUAGUUCCUCAUAUUUGUAUCGAUCAAAAUGGCGACGUCAAUGCACCUGUCAAAACUUCGGAAAUGGUUCCUUGCAUCUCCGCCCAUCGAGAUGGCUAUAUCGAAACUCCGAGAGCUGCUGAUUGGAGCAAUCAAGCAGGGGCCAGUUCCACAACAUAUCGCUUUCGUGAUGGAUGGAAACCGAAGGUUUGCAAGGACUCAUGGGAUUGAGACAGUCGAGGGACACAAUCUGGGAUUUGAGGCGCUGGCAAGGAUUCUUGAGGUCUGCUACAGAAGUGGAGUCAAAGUUGUCACAAUUUACGCAUUUAGUAUCGAGAAUUUCAAACGCUCCAAGUUCGAGGUGGAUGCUCUGAUGGAAAUGGCUAGGGUGAAGUUGUCGCAGAUGGCCCAGCAUGGAGAGAUACUUGAUCGAUAUGGCGCAAAGGUCCGGGUGUUGGGUCGGCUGGAUUUGCUCAGGCCUGACGUCCUCAAAGCGGUGAAUCGGGCGAUGGAGAUGACAAGUGCCAACGGCGACCGGGUCCUCAACAUCUGUUUCCCAUAUACAUCGCGCGACGAAAUCACCAGUGCUAUCCGUGACACCGUGGCAGAUUACAGCCAACCAUUAAGACCGCGCUCCUCAUCCCUACGAACGCCGUUUUCCGAGAGUCAUAUUGCGCUUAAUAUCCAAGCACGGAACCAAAAUACAAAGGCCGAGGAUACAAGUAGCGAUAUUGAAUCUACUUCCGAAUCCUCAUCCCAGGGAGAGGAAGGAGCUGCGAAACACGAUCGUCCAAAUAAGGUCUACGAGACUGGUUCUGCCUUCUCAUCAUCUACGACCCUUGAUCUCGCUGGCCACCAGGAUAGUAUGAGUGUGAAGAAAGCAACCCAGGGCGCUAGUGCCGAGUCGGAAACCCCAGCGUUCUUGUCACCAGAGACUAUCACGCGGCAAACCUUAUCAGACCAUCUACACACGAAGGACAACCCUCCCCUGGACUUGCUGGUCCGCACGUCUGGAGUGGAGCGUCUUAGCGACUUUAUGCUCUGGCAAUGUGAUGAGGACACGGAUAUUGUCUUUCUGGACGUCCUCUGGCCUGAAUUCGAUCUAUGGCACUUCCUGCCAGUUCUGCUAGGGUGGCAAAGAAGGGUUUCGAAGUCGAGGAAGAAUCCGGAUGCGGAAGGCGAUUUCGAUGGCGACGCUGCCGGAUCAUCUGAAAACGGUUUGAGCGACCAAGUCUUGAGCCCAAGUGCAAAGGUCAAGGGCUCGUGAAGCAGAACCAUUAUCCCCCCUGGCCUGGGGAGCCCGGGCCCAGCAAGCAUUGGAACAUACGGAGUUUGGAGUUCGCUCCUUUGGUACUGAUUGUUAGACGGAUAUCCAUGUCUCAAGUUUUUGUCAUUCAUUACCCACCGCUGCAUUUUCUUCUGGGGAAGCGCAUACAUACAUAAUGAAUAUAGAGCCAAUCCACAUCACUCUAAUGCGUUAAGCACGUCCUCUUAGUUAAUAUGAUAAUCCACACCUCCGAUACCGCCGACCCCAAGUGGACCCACGUGACUGAGUCAUCCCACAACUGCCGGCGGGGAAGACCAACAAGAUAACUGACUCUCUUUCUUUUCCUUCUCCGUCAUUUGACACAU